CACAUAACCAACCUAGUUUCCAAUGACUUAGUGUGGAUUCAGACUUCAGAAAAACAAGAAGAAUUUAGACCAAGUCUAAGAGCUCUCAGAGUAAACGCUUAUGAUCAUAUGUACAGAUCGGUAGGUAGCUAUUAUUUCCGAAGGGGCUGAUGUUUGAGAUGAAAGAAAACAGAGAGACCGCCAAGGACGACAAGGAGUUGCCACAAACACCAAACCAAAGGCCAAGAACACAGUUUCUUCUCUUUUGGGGGCAAUGGUUUGUCCUAAUGCUGCUGCCUUGCUUUGGCACAUCUGCCUGUGACAAAGUGAACAGUGACGCUCUCUUGUCCUUGGCUCUCAAGGCACCAUUGAAUUUAAAUUGGUCUGCUUUCACUGACUGUUGCCUUUGGGAAGGAAUAACCUGCGGCCCAGGAGAUCAAGGACAUGUCAUCCGGCUUUGGCUGCCUAGGAGAGGCUUAACUGGUGUCAUCCAUCCAUCUAUCACAAGCCUCACCCAUCUCACCCACCUCAAUCUUUCCCACAAUUCUCUCCUGGGUUCUCUCCCUGAUGAUUUGUUUUCCUCUCUCUCUAGUCUCCAAGUCAUUGACUUGAGCUUCAAUCAUCUCAUCGACCGCCUACCACCCUCUUCAAAUAAAAUCAGUCAGCUUCAAGUUCUGAACUUGUCUAGCAAUUUCUUCACUGGAACAAUCCCAUCUUCGAUCCUUGUCCCAUCGGUGUCCAUUUUCAAUGUCAGCAACAACAGCUUUUCCGGGUUGAUACCCAUCAACAAUGGUAGCAAUCACACAUCCCUUACCUUCUUGGACUUGUCCUACAAUCAACUCACUGACACAAUUCCCCCUGGAAUCGGAUUAUGUUCCAAGCUCCAAGUUUUCCGUGCAGGCUUCAAUAACCUCUCUGGUUCUCUCCCUGAUGAAAUUUUCAACCUUUCUGAUCUCCGACAGCUCUCUCUGCCUGUCAAUAGUCUUACAGGACCCAUCAACGACGUCGACGGUAUCAUGAACCUCACCAAUCUCCAGAUCCUGAAGAUCUUUUCAAACCAGUUAUCUGGGCCAAUCCCAAGCCAAAUUGGUAGCCUUUCCAGGUUGGAAAAUCUGCUGCUUCACAUCAACAACCUCACAGGCCCCUUACCUCUAUCUCUCGCCAACAGUACAAAGCUGUCUGCUUUGAAUUUGAGGGUCAACAACUUGACUGGAGACCUCUCUUCCUUCAACUUCUCCCCUCUCCAACGCCUCACCACUCUGGACCUUGGCAACAACAACUUCACUGGUGAGUUCCCCAAAAGCCUCUACUCUUGCAAGUCACUAACAGCUAUUAGAUUGGCCGGGAAUCAGCUCACAGGUCAGAUAUCACCUGAAAUAGUUCCAUUAGAAUCCUUGGCUUUCCUCUCCAUCUCUAACAACAGCAUGACAAAUGCCACUGGGGCUCUUAGGAUUCUACAGGGUUGCAAGAACCUGACCACUCUGAUCUUGUCCAAGAAUUUUCUGUUUGAGCCUGUGCCAGAUGAUAAAAGCCUAGGAGACCUAGAUGGAUUCCAAAGCCUUCGGGUUUUUGCUCUUGGGGGUUGCCAAUUCACAGGUCAAGUACCCACCUGGCUAGCCAAGCUUAAAAACCUUCGAGCCUUGGACCUGUCAUUUAAUCUUAUAACCGGUUCUGUUCCCGGUUGGUUGGCUAGUCUGCCCAAUCUUUUCUACAUAGAUUUGUCCAAUAACCUCCUUCAAGGAGGAUUUCCUAAUGAGCUCUGUCGGAUGCCGGUUUUGACAUCGAAAGAAGCCAGUGAUAAGGUAGACAGAACUUAUAUAGAGUUGCCAGUAUUUGUGAAUCGAACCAAGGCUUCUCAGCUAUACAGUCAACUGUCCAACCUCCCCCCCGGCAUUUAUCUGAGUAACAACAGCCUUAAUGGAAGUAUCCCCAUUGAGAUUGGCCAACUGAAGUUUAUUCAUGUGCUGGACCUGAGUCACAACAAUUUCUCUAGCAGCAUCCCGGAUCAGAUUUCUAACCUCACCAACUUAGAGAAAUUGGAUCUCUCCUAUAACCAGCUAUCUGGCCAAAUCCCUGCUUCUCUUAAAGAUCUGCAUUUCCUGUCUUCCUUCAGUGUGGAAUACAAUGAUCUUCAGGGACUUAUACCUUCCGGAGGCCAGUUUGAUACUUUUACCAUCUCCAGCUUUGAAGGAAAUCCAGGCUUAUGUGGCCCUCCAACUCCCAAGCGCUCUUGCCAUCAAAGCCCUCAAAGCCCUCCACAAGUACUUGAAGUUACUCGGAGAUCUAAGACACAGACGAUUCUUAUUGCACUCAUCUUUGGGAUCUUCUUUGGCAUUGGCUUUGGUUUUGGUUUUAACAUGGAUGAUAAAAAAAAUUCCAAUAAUUGGCGGGCGUAGGAAGUAACUAAUUAAGUUUAUGUGUAUAAACCUGCUGAUAUGUAAGUUUUGAUGUGCCAACAUUUUGAUCCAUGUAUGGGAGUUCAUCACAUAUCAAAAAAUGGCUAUGCAUUUG
Prunus persica (peach) is the source of this 2490-nucleotide messenger RNA. Its product is annotated as tyrosine-sulfated glycopeptide receptor 1. Gene Ontology annotation, biological process: hormone-mediated signaling pathway. NCBI's taxonomy places the organism in Eukaryota, Viridiplantae, Streptophyta, Magnoliopsida, Rosales, Rosaceae. The record is from RefSeq and is a predicted model, not a curated record. Gene Ontology annotation, molecular function: protein binding. Gene Ontology annotation, cellular component: plasma membrane.